Molecule: messenger RNA, 5326 nt
Organism: Hipposideros armiger (great roundleaf bat)
Lineage: Eukaryota; Metazoa; Chordata; Mammalia; Chiroptera; Hipposideridae
Gene: CARF
Product: calcium responsive transcription factor
Exons: 15
Coding region: 334-2376 (680 amino acids)
Biological process (GO): regulation of transcription by RNA polymerase II
Cellular component (GO): nucleus
Molecular function (GO): DNA-binding transcription factor activity, RNA polymerase II-specific; RNA polymerase II cis-regulatory region sequence-specific DNA binding
Source: RefSeq, a predicted model, not a curated record
GUGGCCGAUAGUAGUCCUAGUUCUUGGUAACGCGCUGCGCGCUCUCAAAGGAGGUGCGCCUGCGCCUUGUGCUCGUCUCCAUGGCGGGGCCUCGGAGCCAAGACGAGGAAAAUAAAGCAUACGUUGGAUACCUUCUCAUUACAGAAAAAAAUGCUGCUAUGAAGACAUAUAGUUUUCACAUAAAUGAAGCUACAACUAUUAUGAUUUAGUGCCCCCAAAAGGAAGAACUUCAGUGGACAAGAGAGGGCAUUUUGGGGGGUAGUAGAAUGCUUGAGGACUGGAAUUUAAACUUGAGCAACUGCCUGAAGCUAUUAAAUAAUAGAAGAAAAUGGAAUGGAAUAUGAUAUCAUCAUGGAACAGUCUGAUGAUUCAAUAAUAGUCAACCAUAAUGAUUCCGAAGAUUCGAAAACAGAUUCUCAGCAUCCAACCUAUAUGGACUCCAGGGAUCCUUCCUUUGGACAAAAUGACUCUGGUAGAGUUUUACCCAUCAAUAGUCAUGAAGCAGAUAAUUCACUCACAUCACAGAAUAUACCAGGGCCACUGACUCAAGCACAGACCCUUUCUGCGGAGCAAUUCCACCUAGUGGACCAAAAUGGGCAGCCUAUUCAAUAUGAACUUCAGUCAUUGGGGGAUUCUAAUUCACAAAUGAUGAUUGUUGCUAGCCCAUCAGAAAAUGGACAGGUGCUUCGUGUAAUUCCAUCUACACAGACAGGAAUGGCACAAGUGAUAAUACCUCAGGGGCAGCUUGUGGAUGUAAAUAGUCCUCUGGAGUCCUCUGAAGAAAAACCCAGCGACAGAAACUUACCAACUGUAAGAGUGGAUGCUCUAGCAGACAAUAACAGCAGUUACAUUCUUCAUCCUCAAGCAUCCCUCACAUUACGCAAAAAGACAGUGACCAGAAUGCUUGAAGAACCCACUCUGGCUCCUCUCCAAACACUUUGUUCUAACACACCUAUCUGGGCCUGCCGUCUUAGGAGCUGUGAGAAAAUUGGAGAUUCAUACCGUGGCUACUGUGUGAGUGAGACUGAAUUAGAAAGUGUCCUAACAUUUCAUAAGCAGCAAACACAGACUGUUUGGGGGACCCGCCAAUCUCCUAGCCCAGCCAAGCCGGCUACACGUUUGAUGUGGAAAUCCCAGUAUGUCCCAUAUGAUGGAAUCCCCUUUGUCAAUGCAGGGAGUAGAGCCGUGGUAAUGGAGUGUCAGUAUGGGCCAAGGAGAAAAGGUUUCCAGUUAAAAAAAAUCGGUGAGCAGGAAAGCAGUUCUUGUCAGCUCUAUAAAGCCACUUGUCCAGCCCGGUGGUAUGUACAGUUACCUACACAGCAAGCUCAUCAGUAUCACGAAUUAGAGACUCCUUCCCUCCCUUUAUCACCGUCCCCUUUUCCUGUGUCCUCUCUUGAAGAAGAGGAAACUGCCAUUAGAGAUGAGGAUUGUACGUUACCCUCACGUCUACACCCUCAAGUAGCACAUAAGAUUCAAGAAUUAGUAUCACAGGGAAUAGAACAAGUGUAUGCAGUAAGGAAACAGCUAAGAAAAUUUGUGGAAAGGGAACUGUUCAAACCUGAUGAGGUACCUGAAAGACAUAAUUUAUCCUUUUUUCCAACUGUAAAUGAUAUAAAAAAUCACAUCCAUGAAGUACAGAAAUCCCUGAGAAAUGGAGAUAAUGUAUAUAACUCACAGAUUAUUCCAGCAACGCUUCAAUGGACUACAGAUGGGGGGAAUAUUCUCAGAGAGACUGUGACAGUUACAUUUGCAGAAGGAAAUUCACCAGGAGAGUCAACUACCACCAAAGUGCAUACAAAUCAGACAAGGGGUUCUUUGUCUCCAGAACCAGCCCAUGUGCUUUCCUCACUUUCCUCCUUUCAGCCAAAAAUAUUCACACAGUUACAGGGUUUGCAGUUGCAACCAAGAUUCACUUCUCCUGAUGGAUCACCGACUCUGCUAUCAAUAAAUAACCACUCUUCCUCCAGUCCUUCAAGACUUCUAGACUCAAUAGGAAGUGCUGUAAUGAAUAACAAUUCUCUACUGCUUGGUCAGAGUCAUAGUCUUCAAACAGAUACAUGCCUAACCCAAAAUGAUAGUAUUGCCUCUACCAUGGGUAACCUUCCAGGACCAGAUCAAAAUCUGGUUGCAAUGGAUCAGCUGGUGGAAGUUGGAGAUGUUGAGGAAACAGAGAAUCUGGAAGGAAGUGUUGAUCGGAUUCUGUUGGAAAAUGUGCAGACCAUUCCAAUACAGAUUAUAGACAGCCACCCAGCUCUUAUUGAAGAAAAUCCAGAAGGCACCAUUUCUGUGAACCAAGUUAAGCAAGAACCCAAAGAACCAGCAUUGUCAAUGGAAGCAAAAAAAAAUUUGGACUGUAAGAAAUUAUCUGUUACAUAAGUUAUUGAAGUUUUUCAGAAUUUAACAACUCAGGUGACUUCUGAUGUCAUCAUAGAAAAGAAGGUGAAUAUUGUCAAACCACAGCAUUAUGAUAAGUGGACUGAAGACUGGUUCCAUGAGCAGCUUUGAUUUAAAAUUGAUACAUUUGUUGCCAAUUCCAUAUUUUUACAUCUUAUUUUUACUCCUCUUAUUUUGUAUCAUGCUUAUCCUUUUUGAGUAUCUGAUAAGGCCAGUAUUUCAGAAGAUCAUCUGAACUUAUCCACAGUGAUAUAGCCUGAACACAAAUGAUCAUCUAACUCAUCUGCUGAAAAUAACCAAUUUUGGCUCUUGAAAGAUGAAAACAACAACAAAGAUAGGGUGUGAGUGAGUGAGUGAGUGUGUGUGUGUGUGUGUGUGUGAUGACCUUUUUAACUUCUAAAAGAACUUAUUCUCUCUUUAAAGUUGUGAAGAAAUUUUUUAAAUUGGCAGGCAGGUGAGAGAAUAUUUGUAGUGUGUCUCAUUUGGAAAGAUAAAACAAUAGAUUUUGCACCAUAACACAAAGCCCAGCAUUCACAUCUGUGGAAACUGUGUUUGUGCAUUUUAGCUUCUUUCAUUCUAAUUUUUAUACUUAUGACUGGGAACCAAUAGGAUACUAAUGGUCAUCUGGUAGAAAUUUAAGGGUCUUGGUAAGUAAUGAGAAUUUUAACUUGAAAGAUAAGCAACAGAAAUAAAUGUAUAUUGCAUGCAUUUAUACAGUAUUGUAGUUAAAACACUAUUUAUGGGUAGAAAAAUAUAGAAAUUGAGAGAAUUCAGAAAGAAUAGUAGAAUUCUCUGAUGUUUACAGAUAAUUUGGGGAACUUUUUGAUAUCAGCAGAGGCUUUUUUUUCCCCUAUUUCGUAUUGAAGAUUCAGCUGUGGUUAGAAAAGAAUUUGAGUUGUAUUUAUUUUUUUUAUGCCAGAGUUCUUACUGAAUUGAUGGUAUCAGAAUUUAUAGUACUUCAAGUAUUUAUAGUUUAAAAUUCAGUUCAUAUUUAAAACUUUAAAACUAUUGUGUUAUAUUUUCUGUUGAGUAGGUAUAUUUACUUUAAAAACUGAAUAAGUUCUAAUCAGCAUAUUCAUCAAAAGCUUUUGUUUUCUGGAAGGUUGGUAAACUAGACAUUGUAACUGUCAAAAAAUCAAUCUAAAGGCUUUUUUUUCUCCAGAGACCAACUGUGGGUAUAUUUAAACUAAGGAUUUCAAAUGGAUAUUAAUGUUUACUAUUCAAAGCAUGUGGAAUAUAAUAUGAAAUUUAAUGAUAGUAUUUUACUUAAAUAUGAGUCUUUUUGGCUUUUCUAAGUCCAGUCUCCCAUUCUUAAUACACUUUAAUAGUUUCAGGUACACAACAUGUAUAAGUAUAAAGCACUAUUAUAUUAGAAGUGGGUGGAAUUUUAAAAUUCCUUGCUCUUUAGAUUUAUACCCUUUUUAUUAUAAAAUUUAUUAUUUAUACCCCUAUUUAAUGCAAAGUUAACAUUGUUACAUGUAUGAUUUUUUGGUAAGACUUGCUUUUCUUUUUCCUAAGAAAUGAAAAUAUUUGAUGUGGGCAUUUAUAGAGUUAGGCUGCCAAAUCUAUUAUGUUAUGCUAAGUUAAAUACAACUAUUAUUACCUCAAACCCAGAUUUCUCUUACUCGUAUGUACUUAAAGGGAUUAAGUCCAAAUUAAUUUACAGUUUAGUGUUGCAUUGUAGGUAACAUUCUUUUCAUUUGUUAUUUCUAGUUUUCAUGGAAACUUUUUCAAGAUUUUAAAUAAUAGAUCUUCACCUUUCAUUAAUGACAAUCAUUUAUUAUGAAAUAUUUCACCAAUUGAACUUUAUUUCUUAGGAGACAUUCCUUUCUUUUUUGAUGUUGAGUUGCUAAGGAGAAAUGCUUGUUAAGAUACAAACUUUAGUUACUGAUGAGGAUGAGAGAUGUCCAAGGAUUCAGACUUUGGCAUUUCAUCAGAAAUAAAACACAGUUUAAAAUAUUUCUCUCACUUCAUACUAUGUGAAUGUCUCUUCUGAUACUGUUUUUUUUUAAAAUCAUGUUGCAGUGCAUCCCCCCCCCACAAAAGAAAAAAAAGAGCAUAAAGGAAGGUUUAAAUCCCUAAUUGUAUACUCUUUUGGUUUUUAGGUAGAAACUGGAACUAUCAGUAUUUCAUGUAAGUAUUUCAAUGAGUAGCUCUUUAAAAAUGGUUUCUAAAUUAGUUUUUAAAAAUUCAUUUGUCCUCUAAAUGCAUGUUUAGUCACAGCAUAUCAGUAUUGUAUUUUAAAGGUGCUUAGCAUCAUUUAAAAAAAAUACAUCAACAUAUUUUAAAUAACCAGUUAUUUUUUAAACCAACAGGGUAAUAUAAGUACAUAAAUUUUUCAGUAUCUAUAUUUGGCAUUCUCCUAACAGCUCUACAGCAAAGUCUAACAUAUGCUCUUUUGUGUCAUGUAUUACAAGGUGUAAUAUCUGUAGUAGUAAGUUGGACAUUCAAAAUAAGAAGUUAGAAAUUCAUAAUUACAGCUGAGCUUCUUUCUUCAUUGUAGUUGUUAUGUCCCAAAUCUCCAAGUGAACUUUAUAUAUACUACAAUGGAUUAUAGAUAAACACAGCCAUGGUGGGCUUUUCUCUUGAUAUUAAUUUUUCUUUAAACUGUUAACAUUCUUAAAUGAAAAAGCUAUUAUUUCUUAUACAAGCUAAGUAUUUUCUAAAGUCACAAAAGUGAUAGAAAACAGAUUUUAGGACCUGACCCUGCAUUAAAGUUUCUAAUUUGGGGGCCCACCAGCUUGUGUUUCAUCUUUAUAUUCUAUCAAAAUGCAUACUUAAUCAUGUGAGCAUGAGAUAGAUGCCAUUUAAUUUGUACCAGGUUUUUUUAAAAGUUUAAAAUUUGUGUGUACAUAUAUAUUGUAACUUAAUGUAUACUGUUCUUGUUAUAAUGUAAUUUUUUAAUAAAAAAUACUGUGCUCUUUUUCUUAAA